Molecule: messenger RNA, 1431 nt
Organism: Aspergillus pseudotamarii
Lineage: Eukaryota; Fungi; Ascomycota; Eurotiomycetes; Eurotiales; Aspergillaceae
Product: acetylornithine transaminase
Exons: 3
Coding region: 1-1431 (476 amino acids)
Biological process (GO): arginine metabolic process
Cellular component (GO): mitochondrial matrix
Molecular function (GO): identical protein binding; transaminase activity; pyridoxal phosphate binding
Source: RefSeq, a predicted model, not a curated record
AUGGCCUUCGUACGUGUGGCCUCGCGGCGACUGCCGCUCGCAAGGAAGCUGGUCCCUGCAAUUGAGUCACCGCUUCAGCGACGAUUCGCAUCCGCUGCGACUGGCCCAAAUGUGAAGAAUCAGGCGAAGUCAUCUCUGCCCAAUCCCGACCCGGCUGCCGAUUCCGCAACAAUGGCCUUCGUGGAAGACCGAGCGCCCUUCAUGGUCCCCACCUACGUUCGCCCUGCUCCGACGAUGGUAAAAGGUCAAGGAUGCUACUUGUGGGAUAUGGAGAAUAGGCGGUACCUUGACCUCACAGCGGGAAUUGCCGUGAACUCCCUGGGUCACUGUGACCCCGAGAUCGCACAGAUUAUUGCUGAGCAGGCCGAGACACUCAUCCACGCCUCGAACCUUUACCACAAUGCAUGGACCGGCGCUCUCAGCAAGUUGCUGAUCACGAAGACACGGGAGUCUGGCGCCAUGCGCGAUGCAUCCCAGGUGUUCAUUUCCAACUCGGGAACAGAGGCGAACGAGGCGGCUAUUAAGUUUGCUCGUAAGGUCGGCAAGUCUCUUGACCCCUCGGGCGCAAAGCAUGAAUUUGUUUCCUUCCACAACUCGUUCCAUGGCCGCACGAUGGGCGCUCUCUCCGCUACCCCCAACCCCAAGUAUCAGACACCUUUCUCCCCCAUGAUCCCGGGCUUCAAAUACGGAAACUACAACGAUGUAGAACAACUUCAGGCCCUUAUCACGGACAAGACUUGCGGUGUGAUUGUAGAGCCAAUCCAGGGCGAGGGUGGUGUCAACGUUGCUACUCCCGAGUUCCUCGUAGCUCUCCGCAAGCGUUGCGACGAGGUCGGGGCCGUUUUGAUUUUCGAUGAGAUUCAGUGUGGUCUUUCUCGUACCGGUACCUUCUGGGCUCAUGCUCACCCUUCCCUUGCCCCUGCCUCGGGCGAAGCUGCGCACCCAGAUAUCCUGACCUCGGCUAAGGCGCUGGGUAACGGAGUCCCUAUCGGCGCGACUAUCGUCUCCGGAAAGACUGUUGCGGAGCAUAUCAAGGCUGGCGACCACGGAACAACCUUCGGCGGUAACCCAUUGGUAUGCCGCGUGGCACACCACAUUGUUGAGCGCCUCGCAACGUCGGAACUGCAGAACUCCGUGGAGAUCAAAUCGGCGGGACUCAUUUCGGGACUUAAGGCCCUCCAGAAGAAGUACCCUGGUGUCAUCUCGGAGAUCCGCGGUCGCGGUUUGAUCUUGGGAGCCCAGCUCUCCCAGGACUUCACAUCCAAGGCAUCGGACUUGAUCACUGCCGCGCGGGAACGCGGUUUAUUGAUCAUCACUGCUGGUGAUGGCUGCCUCCGUUUUGUUCCUCCUCUGACUAUCACCGAGGAUCAGAUUAAGACAGCCUUGAAGAUCUUGGAGCAGGCUCUGGAUGCCGUCAUAACCAAGGCAUAG